AUGGCGGACUUACAGCUGAUGCCGAAGAUAUUUUGAAUAUUCUGAUGUGUGUUGUUUAGAUACUUGUCGAACAUCUGUCCUUAAGAAGUGAUCGCGAUGGCACAUUGUGAAAGUUCUCUUCAUCCGUUUACCGUUAGUUGUUCAGGGCAAAACACAGACUUAUAGCUCAUGGCAACGGACAAAGUGUUUACGACGCGAAAUUUUGAGGGCGAAAGGCGUGUUAUUCCGCUGCCGAUUCAGACAUACUUCUGGAGGCAAACAAGUCAACUACUAAAACCAAAACUUGUGAGAAGAAAUUAUGAAUCAGCCUGUUUGUCGUUUGAGAGGAUUAUUUGUGAAAACCGAAUUCAAGAUCUGCAGCCCAGUUUAGCCAGUGCUGUGAAGAGCAUAAACAGAUGGCACCUGAUACAGUCAUCAGUGCCUUACAUUCUUCAGUGCUGCUCCUUGCUUCUUUCGAAUAGGGGACGCUUGGGAAACAUUGAUAGACUUGGCAAUGCAGAACGUGAACUCUUGUUCACUCUUCACUGGAUUUUGUUGGAGGGACCUCGUGUUUGCUGUGUUGUGGACACUGAUAGCUUACUAUACCCUUUGACCACCAUUGAGCAGUUUGUGCACGAACUCACACCUCAUGUGUACCACAUGCGAGAAAGUGACCUGACAUUCAGACUAGAAAAUGGGGUGGCCAUUUGGGGACCCCUCUGGAGACACGAGCAGCCGUCGAUAACACCAUUUACUUGUGAAGUCAUAUCAAAAGAUACCGACCCUGAACAUGGGGGAAAAGGAGGUCAAUCCAGUUCUGCAGAUCAGAGCACAGCAGCUGAUUCAAUUUCAGACUUUUCCGCAGCUACCUUUUUUGAUGUUGCAGUUUUGAAGUGCUUGUUGUCGACGGGGUGGGAUGAAAAUGGUGUCAUGUGGGCUUUGCGUUAUCUCACUGCUUACCUUAAGAAAGAAUUCAACCUUCCUGAUCAAGCAACAAGCAGAGGGACUUCAGAAGAGAUCAGAGAUCAAAUACCAGUUCAAGGGUCUGUAGUAUUAACUGUACCACCAGAUGUUAGCGGCGAAGGAAGCGUGGUUCACGGUAAUGACUGUGUAAAACCAGAUGGGGCAGAAGGGCAGAAGGUAAACAAAGAAGGUAAGGCACGAAGUGGAGGAUCGAGCAGCCAAAGUGCAGCCAACACGCCUGCAACGUGCGUAUGUCAAAUUGGAGAUGUGACCAAUAACAUUACUUCUCAGGAUCAACGAUCAACUGUCACUAACGGUGUACAACUGACAGUUCCUCAAAAAAGUGAAACAACCAAUCCUAGCAUUGAAUUACAGUCUGAAAACCUGAGCACUUUAAAGAUUCCAGAAGGUUUUGACGAAGAAAGAUCACCAGCCCAAGGGCUAGAACGCACAGGCUCCAUCAGACUGAGGAUAAGGGUGCAAUCAUCACCAGGGGGGACAGCAGGGGGGAGAGUGUUGACAGCUGUACCUUCGCCAACUGGGAGCAUGACCCAGCAAGAGGCGAAGACCCUAGUUAGUGACGAUUCUCAAGAUGUCUGCGAGACUAGAACAUUUCAGAAUACCAAAGUUUACAUUAAGCCGUCAAACACCCUUCAAUUACCUGUUGUUGGUGCCGGAAAUACCAAUAAGCAAGACAGUGGCGAUCCAUUAGAUGCUGGAUGUCAUGCAAGGGAUCUUGAAAAUGGAAAUAUGAAUGAUGUCGCCACCAUUGGCUCUUCAGUUAGUUCUACAAAAGAAACAAUUUUGCAAACCAAUGUUGUAGAACCAUCGUACAGCACCUCUUCAAACUACGAUGCUCAACCUGAUCCUUCUCGGAUGUGUACAAGAAUCAAGGAAUCAAAUAAUCAUCAUGUAUCUUUUGAGAGCAUGGUUUCUUAUGAAUGUGAAGUCCAGGAAUUCCAUGGUGGAAUGGUCCAAACUGACGAGGUGACAAAACGCGAGCAGCUGAAGGAUGCUGCAAUUUUCAAGCGUCUCUCAGAGCAUACAAACUCAAGUCACGCAAGCAGCAGUUCAGUUGAAAGCGAAAUACAGCCUUUGCUUAAACCUCCCACCAUGGUGACAACAAACAGAAAAGCCUUAGCUCUGCUGGGUUUAUGUGACAAUCCACGAACACCUGUCAACCGCGACUCGUACACAAAAAUCGACAGGUACUUUGUGUUUCCCGGUGCAGCUGACUACAUCACCAUUGACGGCCGACUGAGCUCUCUAAUGAUCUUGCAAGCUCUGUAUAACAUCACGCGUGAGAAUCCUUCUGCACUAAUCAGUGACUUGACGCUCACCAUUCUGCAGCAGUUAGUUACGAUUCAUCAAAACAAGAAAUCGAAGAAACGAGGCAGUUCUAUUGAAGUCGAUGAUCGGACUGUUGCCGAGACGCACGCUGUGGGAUUCCGAAGCCCUCAUACCGACAACAUCCUUGGUAGACUGCGCGCUAGCUUUUACGGAAGGCCUCCGAGUUUCCUCAGUUUAGCCAUGGGCUGUCUGGUGAGCGUCAUCAAAGCCUUGGGAUGUCCUUUGGGAUGUGGAGAUGGCUGCCGAGGUAACUCUGGUGAUCGACUUCGGAACACAGCAAACAAUCUCCUGACUCAACUCCUUCGAAGCGAAGAAGCUGCAUUCAAAUUGUGGCUCCACCAAUUUGCGAGAUUAGAACCUCCUGAAGACUUAGUAGACUUUCUUCAUGCCCUUUUGGGUUUCUGCGAGGAAGACCAGGAACAAUCUGAUGAUGAGAUGAUGCCUGCCCCCAAGUCAGACAAACCGACGAGAAAGAAGAGUCUUUUUUCCAUGCCAGAAGGUGUCAAUGGCGUCAUUAUUGGUAGCAUUUUUAAGAUCCUACUUAGUAGAGUAGCAGAGAUGAAUUUUCUUGAGCUAAAAAAUUUGACUUUUUAUGGCGAACUCCGGCAGCUUCUGAGGUUUGUAAAAGAGUCUUAUGGAAGCAUAUUCUGGAAAGUUGCCUUGAGUGGACUGAGGGACUCGGCUUAUAAAGAGUCGAAAGACCAACCAGAUGCAGGCAAGACUCCUGGGCUAGAAUCACACACUAAAAGUGUGUCGACUGUCCGGAAAACAUCAGUUGUUAGGAUGAAAGUUGAAAGAACUCCCACGUACAAAACCAAGCGCACAUUUUUAAAGAAGCUCGCUCGGAUCACAACAGAGAGUUCUGAUAGCAGUGGCAGCCUAACACGAAGUCUAAAGUUUUCUUCUGGUAUGGAAACAAGUCCUAUAGAGACAGCGUUGUCACCGAGAAGUAAAAGAAAGAUAUUCACCUGGACCCGGAAGCAAAAAGCAGUUGGCACCCAAUAUGACAGUGAUGAAGACUUGCUGGACGCACCAGACCCUCAAUCAGAACAGCAAUCAAGCUCAAAACGCAAGCUCCUCAAGUCAAAGACUCCCAGUAGAAAGAAAAUAGAGGAUAUCUUUCCAAUAGCAAAGAAAGGAGACCCGACGCCACCCUUGUUGAGUGAAUCUACUCUGCCCAUUGAUAUAGUUUUACAUGAGUUUGAAACCAAACCUGUGGAUGUGGAAGCACUCAGGUCUGGGAUGGUCAGAUUUAGGUUUCUUCUUCAUGGCGGGCAGCCGGGUUCCAUACCAGAUCCAAAGAUUUUGGCUUCCAUGCUGGACUUGGAAGCACCAGCGGUGGCCAGAGCGUGUCUUCUGCUGGAGUGUUGCAUCCUCGUUCACAAAUGCAACCAAGGUGAAUGGCCUCAGUGGUUACGAGGCAGUCUUCCUUCUCUCGCUCAUCGUCGAGGUGGAGUCUCGUCAUCUUCUCCCACGCCAUUCAUGUUCGCCCAGCGUCGCAACCUCGUUGCCAUGAACGAAGCUGGUGUCCUGUUCCGUGAAUGGGGUGUGGCACUGGGCAAGAAACUGGAACAGGUGUUGGCAAAGAAGAGGAGAAAUUUGCUGCCGUCCAUUGACGAGGAGGGUGGAAAGGUUGUCCUUACAGACAUAGAUGAUAUGGAGGAAGACUUCCUCGACGAAGCCACUUUGAGUGAUUCAGUGAAAGUGUGUCCAUAUCCCCUGUUGAUGAUCGCCUGCCAGCUUCUGCUGGAAAUCACAGCCUUCUUACGGGAAAGCCAUGGUCUGUACUCGGUCAGCAAGCCUGCAUCUAGACCCUUGCAUCGUUUUAAUGUUCAAAGGAGACGCCCGAGUGUUACAAGCCACAGACGGUCGAUGGCAUUUUCUCCCGAACUGCAUCAACGUCGUUUGAGUACUGUCAUUGGUGGAGGAGGAGAACGGAUUCGGCGAGCCAGUGCUUGGAGUCAAUCUUCUUUACAAACUGAUUUUCCUUCCAGUCCAAGUCGAACCUUGCAAGAGCCACCCAUGAUUACCGUCUCAGGGACUGAUGCGAACGCUAACAACCCAGACGCUGAUCAAGAAGGAAAGAGUGACCGAACGCGGAAUCGCCACAGUUUGUACUACCCCAGGGUCAAUAAUCAGAACUCACCUAAGACAGCGAAGCGGACAACUAAGCGUGGUGCGCUCGGAGGGGAGGGUGAGUCGGUGAGGUUCAGAUCAAAAUCCACCAAGUGUGAUGCUAAGCAUCUUAGUGUGGACGUGACGAUGUUUGAUGAAGAUGACGAGUCAGACGAUGAAGAUCCAACUCUGAAUUUACCUUGGUUGAAUGCCGUGAUCCAGCUGAACAGCUCGAAUGCAUUCCUGUGUGACCACCUAGGAGUUUGUCCUGUUAACUGCCACCAGCGACAAAGCCGAAGCUGCACACGGAUGGUGAAAUCCCUUAAGGCAGUUUAUGGCACUUUGAACAAGAACGACAAAGCUUCUGAUAAGCAGUCAGGCAGAGUGCAUGGCAUUCAUGGCAGUCCGCUGAUCAGUGCACCCCAAGUGGGUUCUGUGGAACAAGCAACUAAGAAAGACAAGGAGGACACAGAAAUGAUACAAUACAUAUCAUCAAGCCUUGCAAGUUUGACUCACUGUCCAUUCUCAGUGAUUGCUAAGGCUGGUACAGUCAUUGACAAAGGCCAUCUGAUGGAUACCUUGCCUGUAGUCUGGGAACUGCUGCUUGAUGAAGAUCAACAGCUGGUAUCCUCUGUUGCUUCCGUCUUUCUUUUGACCGGCAUUCGUUUGCGAGACACGGUGGAGCAGAUGCUACAUAAAGAACUGACAUGUACUGAUGCCAAUGAAAGAGUCAAGUCUCUUCAAAGAUAUGAGGUUUUGUGGCAAUCCAGGUAUCAUGCUUGGCCUCGACUUGAGGAAGGAGCAAGAGUGAUUCUAAAGGUUCCGCCACCCAAAGUUGAUUUCACUCUUCCCUCCCCCGCCGUUGGUAUGCCUGCGAGUCAACCCCCUGAUUGCCCGUGGGAUGCAAGCCUCAUCCUGGAAGAGCAGCAGGAUAAAAAGAAAAAAGACAAGAAAAAGAUCCGCGACAAUGGCAGUGCUUUGAAGAAGCAACAAGAGCGAUCUGAAUUCUUAUUGCGAGCUGUUCCAGUGUCGAUGGAGACGACCGUUGGUGUAAAUGUUUCCGAGGAUGAAAAAGAGAGAGAUUCUCGCAUGGACUUUUGGCAUUACCAUUUAGAUGGGACAGAAAACUCACAAGAUAUGACGGGAGAAGAAGGUGAAAGUCAGCAAGUAGAAGCGGAGUUAUGGCCUCAAGCUGUGUCAUCAGCCAUUCCUGACAUCAUCAAAAUGAUGGAUGACGUUCUAGUGGAUAGUGACAAAAUAGCUGUGAUGGAAGUCGCCCGACGUCUUGUUUGGAGGUGCUUAGUGGAUGAUCCAGUUCUUUUCUUUAGAAUUAUUUUAGAACAAGUGACCAAGAGGGACAAACAGGAGGAACACAUCUCUCUUCUGAGGAAGCUGCUUCUUUACAUCACAGAACUGCCACAAGCAUCGUCUAGAUUUCUUAUAAACAAUCUGAUCGGUGUUGCUAUGUAUUAUGCAAGAACUAGCAAGCCUGGUUCCCAGGACUCGCUCGCCUUGGUGUUGUCCCUGUUGUGGCAGGCAGUACCAAGCAUGCGCGGAUUUAUGUUCAAAGAUCUCAAGCAGUGUCUACGGAAAGAACAUUGCGAUAACGCUCUUCGUAUCAGCUCUAACGUUCCUGGCGCUAAGAAACUUUGCGUGAUUCUUCCUGAUCAAGAAAACGAAGAAGAGGAGAAAGACCAAGAGAAAACCAAAGAAACAGUUCCUGUUCAUGAUGAAAUGACAUUUGGUAAGGUCCUAGAAGCGUUUAAAGCACGGUAUCAAGACUCCGGCAGUGAAGGCAAAGAGUUGUAUCUCAUUGACAAGAAAUCAGACCAGAUACUCGAGGAGAGAGACCACGUGCGAGAUGUGUACACUCACCGCAAAGGAUUUCCAAGCCCCUUGUUGUUGUUGGACUUUUUAGAUCAAGAAUUGGCGUUCAAUAAGAGACAAGCACAGGCGUUUACAAACAAGAUCGCCGAGAUUGGACGAGUCCUCCUGACGUCAUCUAUUCUUAACGCUUUACCCAAUCAGAAACACAUCUCUUUUCUUCACGGAGAGUUCAGUCGUCAGAUCUCGUUUCCUCGGAAAGCUCUUGAGUGUGAUUUUUCGCUUUAUGCUGGUGGCACUAAGGGAUCAGAACUUGCUGCUCUUGAUGUCAUUCACAAAAGUGUUUGGGUCGAGCUGAUUACAUCACUCUUCCAGUCCAUGUACACGGAUUUCCCGUGGAGCUCUACGGACCUGAAUCUCUUUAUGAACGUCAUCAAUGGCGCCAUUUUGCUCCACUGCGAGGACGGUGCUAUGCUGCGACUUUGCUUGUCUUCGUUAAUAAACAUUGCAGUUCACUUUAGCCACAUAUUUGCUAGUGACGGGUAUCAGCACAUCUUUCCUUCUCUUCUUCAAGUCUAUUCACAUCACCAGUCUAAUAAAGUGGUCACUACUGCUAUUGAGUUUGCGAUGAAGCAGUUCUACAUUUUGCACCAAAAGCCAUGUCUGCUUCAGCUCUUUGCUAGUGUAGCACCAAUACUUCUUAUAGAGACGAGGCCCGAUGGAAAUGAAGAGGAAUCAGAUGCCGAGGAUCUAUCGGGCAAAAUCCCACCCAAAUGUCUGUUUAAUCUGCUGACGUCAUUAGACAAACCGUCACCUGACAGUCUUGAGGUGUUAGACCUGGUGCGAGCCGAGAAGCCACUGAAACCAAUGGAUUCAUGUUACGAAUCGUCAAAUGACCCUCCUGGUGUGAGUCAAAUUGACACUGCAGUCCGCCUGUGCGUAACCGUGGUGAAUUUCGCGCCGGAAUCAGAGAGAGCCGUUCAAAUGGUGGUGGUACUGUCUGCCAUUUUACCUCACUACUUGAAUUACCUCAGAACAGAUAGCAGUGCGCCUGAUAGUGAAGAGAAACUGAAAGCGGAGCUGACAGGACUCACAUCUCUUGUCACUUCCAUGAACGUUCUGAUUAAGAGUUCAGAAGUGCUGACAAGGUUGUUUGUGCACUUUCAGAGCUACAAGGCAUUCUCUGAUAAGUCAGGUAUAUUCCCUGAUCUUGCUUCAACCACGUCACUGAUGUUUGGUCAUGGAAGCAUCAGCAGUACAGAAGCACCCAGCGCAGCUGACGAGGGGGAGUUGGGGAGGCGUCCAUUUCUGGAAAGACUACGGGCUCAGGAGGAGAAAGAUGAGGUAAUGCAGGCAUUAGAGGAGUACCGGAAGCCAAGAGAUGCACUGUUAAUACUGGUGUCAGACUUUAUCCGAAUUUGUGCGCCACGGCUUGAGGAGCUGGAGGCAGCUUCACUGCCACCAAGAUACACUGUCCCUGACCUACUGGACAGCAUCAGUGUUAAUACCCUCGCACAGAUUGUCUACUCGUUGCUGAAGUUGGCAGUUUACGACCACGUGACCUUGUCGUGUCUUGGAGUGAAACGGUACAUGAUGGAUGCCUUACCGCUUUUGAAAGGUUCUCCAGAAGCCCUGGAAGCUUCCAUGUUGCUCAUCCUCAAAAGAGUAGACAAAAUGUUCGAGAAGCUAGUCAACAAACCUGACCUCAUGAGGUGCAUCGACUGGAAAUCUCUGGAGGUUUAUCUUAAAGGACUUUAUUUGACGCUUUGUAAAAGGCCAUCGAUAGCAAACUCCCCGUAUUUGAAGACUCUGGUAAACAUCUGCACCAGUCUCAUUCUCCAAGAACGCGCCACAGCCGCCGUAUCCGUCGCCGCCAAUCUACCAUUCGCGCCAAUUUUGUCUCCGCCCACUUUUUUCGCGGACACUGUCAUCAAACUAGCGUCGCGUCUGAUGCACGUAAUGCAAGAGCAUUGUUCGUUGAGAGAGAUGUGUGGAAACUCGAUUAAUUUGGGCGGAGCUAGCAGAACAGAAAAGGUCUUUGUGCGCCUGAUAUUACCGAUAUGUAUCAGACUCGGGUCCGGACGUUCAGAUGCUCCAAAGGCGUCACUAGAAGACGUCUCCUAUGCACUGAGUUGUUUCCUGUUAACGGUGGCUACGAAGAACCCAUCCACCCCCGGGAUGGGUCCUGUGCGGCUAUCAUUUGUCGAUGAAGACCUGGAACUUCCACGGUCUCUGACCUUUGCAACCCCUCACGAAUCCAAGACAUCAUCCGACGAGAUUUCAGAAAGUUUGUACUGUGCUGCUUAUCUCGGACUGAAGGUGCUCAUGGUUUGCUGCGAGGAUCGUCUGGCGACUGAAUGGUACAGGAUAUAUCAGGCUAUGGAAACUAUUGUGGCGGGGCAGAUAACUAAUGUAGGUUUUUGGGACUUCAUGAAUUUCUGUGUGUCAUACCGGACUCCACUCUUCUUGUUGAUUUGCCCGCUCAUUAGAACAAAGGUCUCUCAUCUCCGUCCCAAAAACAAAACUGAACGUGUUCUUAAACAGAGAGUGCUGACCAAGAUAUCACGGCCACCUCUGGUCGUGAGCUCCCGUAAUGCUCUCAUCACCCGCUUCCUUGAGGAACUGUCCUUCAUCAAACAGAAGCGCCCAGCGGCAGGCUUUCAAGAUAUCGAGGAAGGCGAAGAAGAAGACGUGCAGAAGGAAGAGAAGAAGCCGCUGGUGCUGCAGGCUCCCCCUCUAGGCAGAGAGCGCUCCUCUAGCGCGCCGCAGGAACCAGCAACUGAUUCUAAGGACGCGAAACGCCCGCCACCAAUUACACGCUCUGUCAGUUUGAAAGCUAAAAAGACUGUCUCAUUUUCACCAGCCCCAAGCUUUGAUGAUGAUCGAGGAUCUUCGGCUUCAUCUCUUGGCGAUGUUCGCAGCGGGAAAGAAAAGAGGAAAAAGUGGCUUCUACGUAAACAGGAAACAGUUGAAGAGCAAGACAGUCACAAUGACAAGGAUCUCGUGGAUACUAAGACAGGCCAGGACCCUUUUGCACACCAACGGGGUGCCACAGUAAGGCCUGGAAAAGUGUCCACAGGAAGAGGGCCCCGAAGGCGCUUUGAAAAAAUGCGGGCUGUGACAUCAGAAAGGAAAACAUCAAACCCGUCAGCUGAGGUGGAGACUAAAAUCGAGAGCCCGACCAGCGGAAUUGUGGAGAGUCAAGGCGAGAGAUUUGAAAUGAAGUUUUUCGAGACAGAUAUUUUGGUAACUGACCCUAACAUAGGGGAAGCCCCAGAAAGCAAAGGCUUACGUGCCUCGCUCACGCCCCCAAUUGCGAAACCCGAAUCUGUGACUAUUUCGCUGUCUCCUGACAGUUCACCUUCCAGACGGUCGCCGGCCAGUGAAAUGGAGGAUACAUAUCCAGACAUCUUGGAGUCCUUAAAGCCAUUGCCUCCCAUUCCCCCUGUAAAAUUCACCUCACAAUCGGAUGUGAAGCACGACUCCGAGAACGCAAGGAAUGGAACGAUUGCGCCCGAAAGCAACCUUGCAGCUGAUUACGACGUAGAGCGUGCGCAGCGGCUGAACAAGAAUCGAUGGUGGCACAAAGUUUCUUCCAAUGUUGAAAUAAUCUCCACUGAUGAAGACAGUCAACGUUUACAAAGAUAUGAAAUAUCGCUAUCAGAAGCAUCGGAAGUGCAAAGAGAGACGAACGUGUAACUAGUUAUUAAAUGUAAAAAUAACAGGCCAUGCUCGAUUUCCUUGUUGUUGAAUGUAACUUAAAGUGCACCUAAACCCAAAAAAUUUUUUUCGCUUAACGAAGUAAGCUUACUUUUUUGAGUAUUUCU
Molecule: messenger RNA, 10058 nt
Organism: Stylophora pistillata
Lineage: Eukaryota; Metazoa; Cnidaria; Anthozoa; Scleractinia; Pocilloporidae
Product: protein unc-80 homolog
Biological process (GO): monoatomic cation homeostasis
Cellular component (GO): axon; cation channel complex
Molecular function (GO): monoatomic cation channel activity
Source: RefSeq, a predicted model, not a curated record